Molecule: messenger RNA, 897 nt
Organism: Cyclopterus lumpus (lumpfish)
Lineage: Eukaryota; Metazoa; Chordata; Actinopteri; Perciformes; Cyclopteridae
Gene: snx10a
Product: sorting nexin 10a
Exons: 7
Coding region: 241-837 (198 amino acids)
Biological process (GO): intracellular protein transport
Molecular function (GO): phosphatidylinositol binding
Source: RefSeq, a predicted model, not a curated record
UUGGUUCUCCCUGUGGCGCAGUGGUUUUUACGGCAUUUUUAUUUUGCGGCUAUUUUAUAACGAUAUGGACCGUAAUGGACUGAAAGACGGGCGAACACGCACAGAGUCAGAGGUCGCGCUGCGUGUGGAGUAUUAGCAGCAGUUCAUGCAGCUGAGCCUCGAGCCUUAUUACCACUGAGCUGCUCCUGUUUGCUCACAAACUCCAGAUUACUGCAGUAGCAGGGAAACAGGCCUUUAACAAUGGACAGUAUGGUGCACACUCUGUCAAUCUGUCAAACAGAGUUUAUCAGCAUUGGAGUUCGGGAUCCAAGGCUUCUAAAAGAUGACCUCUGGCACACACACGUUGACUACGAGAUCUGUUUACAAACAAAUAGCAUGUGCUUCCGAAAGAAGUCGUCCUGUGUAAGACGGCGAUACAGUGAGUUUGUUUGGCUGCGUCAUAGUCUGGAACAGAAUGCUCUGAUCAUGGAGUUGCCCAAGUUGCCACCCUGGAAUCCCUUCUUCAGCCUGAAAAAUGCUGAGCAGGUCGUACAGAGGAUGAAGGGCUUCCAGGAGUUUUUAGAAAGUGUUCUUCAAAGGCCUUUUUUGUUAUCGGACAGUCGACUUCAUCUGUUCCUCCAGUCAGACCUCAGCAUCACAAGAAUGUCGAGGUGUGCUCUUGGUAAGACCAAGUACACAGUGGCUGAAGCCAUACAGCGGUCCAGCAGUGGUUACGUCAGCGGAUUGGUGGACAAGGCCACCUGUGACUCUGACUGUGAAAGCUCUUCUUCGUCAGGCUUGGGAUUAAGCGUGGACACUCAAGUGCGAGGAAGCCCCGUCCUCUUCUUGGGGUCCUGACAGAGACCCAGAGCUGUGCAGCGGUCUUCAGAACUCCUUACCCCACUCAUUGCGCCCUGA